AUGAUCGAUGGGGACAACGACGACAACAAACCUACGCCACCUAGCGAAUUGGGACACCGAUGGAAGGCAGAAGCGGAUCAAAAACUGGCGGCGGCAACGGGACCACAAGAACGACGCUCGAUCCAGGCUGGGGCAACCUCAGCGUACCAGAGAUCCCGAUCGGAGGAACACAAGGAAGUUCGACUAGAGGAAAUCCACCGAGUGAAACUUCCAGGGAACACAGGGAUGAUGAGUGGAGGCUUUGGUGCGAGCCAGAUAGGUUGGGUUGGCCAAAUAGGUGGCGGAACGGGUCUGGUCGGGCCGGGCUUGGGAGGAAUAAAUGGGUUGGGUUUGCCCAAUUACUAUGGGCCGCCAGGGUUCAUCCCAAGUGGGAAUGUCAGCCAAUGCAAGGCCGGAGCAUCAACUGUGGGGCCGCUUCCAAGCAUGAGUGGGCCAGAAACUGGCUUCGACACAAGUCAGAGGCCACUGGGAAGCAUGACAAGUGGAGCAGACUUCGCGACCAUCUGGGUCGGGGCUGUGGAUGCAAGGAACAGCCCAACAGGAUUGGGCCUCUACAAGAGCCAAUUGUCGAAUGGCGUACUGGGCCUCACCCCCAACUAG
Messenger RNA from Linum trigynum, 600 nucleotides. The record is from the annotation of a GenBank genome assembly. Lineage: Eukaryota; Viridiplantae; Streptophyta; Magnoliopsida; Malpighiales; Linaceae.